AUGGUUAAUUUACUAAUUAGGACACCAAAGAUUGAUAUAUCAGAACUUGAGAAUCUUUUCUCAGCUGCAAUUCCCCCUAACAAGAAUGCUGCAAAAUCAAAAUCUGCUCCAAUUGCUAAUAAACCAGAAAAAGUCCGACUGAUUGAUCAUAGACGAGCAUACAACUGUGAGAUCAUGCUUUCAAAGGUGAAGAUACCUUUGCAUGAACUAAUGGUCACAAGAAUUAUCGGAGCAGGGGUUCAUUAG
Molecule: messenger RNA, 246 nt
Organism: Lactuca virosa
Lineage: Eukaryota; Viridiplantae; Streptophyta; Magnoliopsida; Asterales; Asteraceae
Source: the annotation of a GenBank genome assembly